AUGUCGUGUCAACGCUGGGAUGAGAACUCUACCACCACUGGCAAGCCCCAUGCCGCUGAACCUACCACUGCUGCUCCCAAGCCUACCAAUGCUGAUCCCAAGCCCUCGCAGCCCGUUGGUCCCAUUACCAACGGAACUGCUCCUGGUGUGAACAACACCUUCCCUUCUUGCCCCAAACCUCCGACGAAGACCACCACCAUCUGCCCUGAAGAUCAGAAGCCUACCACGGUUCCUGGUGUUGUCCCUGGAAACCCCAGCAAGCCUGACACCAGCGCUCCUGCUAUCGUUCCUAUCGGUGGUGCUGCUUCUACCUGCAUGUCCGGUGUUGCCCUCCUAGUUGCUGGUGUUGCUGCUCUUCUGCAAGUGGCAAGUUUGCAAGCAUGGGCUGUGCAGUUGGAGGGUUGGUCCAAGGAAGAAUGGAUUUCAUGUACUGAAAAGUAA
[Torrubiella] hemipterigena is the source of this 441-nucleotide messenger RNA. NCBI's taxonomy places the organism in Eukaryota, Fungi, Ascomycota, Sordariomycetes, Hypocreales, Clavicipitaceae. The record is from the annotation of a GenBank genome assembly.